Messenger RNA from Eruca vesicaria subsp. sativa (arugula), 921 nucleotides. The record is from the annotation of a GenBank genome assembly. NCBI's taxonomy places the organism in Eukaryota, Viridiplantae, Streptophyta, Magnoliopsida, Brassicales, Brassicaceae.
AUGGACCACGAGGAGAUUCCAUCAAUGCCCUCAACGCCGGCUACAACACCGGGAACUCCAGGAGCACCGCUCUUUGGAGGUUUCGAAGGGAAGAGAAAUGGACAUAAUGGUAGUAAAUACACACCAAAGUCACUUCUAAAAAGCUGCAAAUGUUUCAGUGUUGACAAUGAGUGGGCUCUUGAAGAUGGAAGACUCCCUCCAGUCUCUUGCGCUAUACCUCCUCCUAACGUCUCCCUCUACCGUAAGUUGGGAGCAGAGUUUGUUGGGACACUGAUACUGAUGUUCGCCGGAACAGCCACGGCGAUUGUGAAUCAGAAGACUGAUGGAGCUGUGACGCUUAUCGGGUGUGCUGCCUCCGCUGGUCUAGCAGUUAUGGUCGUUAUAUUGUCCACCGGUCACAUCUCCGGGGCACAUCUCAAUCCAGCUGUCACCAUUUCAUUUGCUGCUCUUAAGCACUUCCCAUGGAAACACGUGCCGGUGUAUAUCGGAGCGCAGGUGCUGGCGUCCGUGUGUGCGGCGUUUGCACUGAAAGCAGUGUUUGAACCAACGAUGAGCGGUGGCGUGACGGUACCAACGGUGGCUCUAAGCCAAGCUUUCGCUUUGGAGUUUAUUAUCAGCUUCAACCUUAUGUUUGUUGUCACUGCCGUCGCCACCGACACUAGAGCUGUGGGAGAGUUGGCGGGAAUAGCGGUAGGAGCAACGGUCAUGCUUAACAUACUCAUAGCUGGACCUUCAACUUCAGCUUCGAUGAAUCCUGUAAGAACACUAGGUCCAGCCAUUGCAGCAAACAACUACAGAGCCAUUUGGGUUUACCUUACUGCUCCUAUUCUUGGAGCGUUAAUCGGAGCAGGAACAUACACGAUCGUGAAGCUACCAGAGGAAGAUGAAGAACACAAAGAAAAGAGGAGCUUCAGAAGAUAA